AUGGAUAAACUGCCGCCGAUAAUGGCCGCCUCCGAAUCGGACGAUGAGCUAUCAGCCUUUCUGAAAUCGGGCAUCUACCGGUUCGAAAACGCCAACGCCUGCUUCAUCGAUCCCGUUCGGGUCCUGAACCGAUCAUACACCCGGUUCAAGGUUUCUGGCUCGGCUUACUACUCCCGCUUUUUCCACGCUUCGGAAAUCACCCUUGCCAAUCACAGUAAUGAAGCGCCCAAAAACUCGAAAAAGCGCAAACGCAGCGAGAAGAAGAAGAAAAAGGGACAAACACUCAACUCGCGGGAACAGAUGGCCGACCAACGUCAUCAGGAGGUGAGACCAGCGUUGUUGAGAGCGCACGAAGCUCUGCUGGGCACGACUCAGCUUCUGGAAGCUUUGAGGGAUUUGAGAAAUGACAUGGAAAAUUGUAACGGAGAAUCAAUUUCGAAGGAGAAUGAGGUUGAUUUUGUGGAAAUAGGGAGAGUAUGGCAAGCUCCAUUUUACGAGAUCUUCCUUAAACAUCAUGAAGACAACACCUCAGUCGAAACUGCAGAGUCCUGUUGUCAGACAGCACUUCCUGUGUUCAGUAAUCUCAUUGCCAAUGAAGGGAGUCGUGAGAUAGAGGCUGAAUUACUUGGCCGCAAGUACAUUUUGCCAAAGAGAAGUUUUUUUUACAUGUCCGAUAUUAAUCAGAUCGACAACCUGAUUCCUGCUGAUUCUGAUUGUGGCUUCAACCUAAUAAUGAUCGAUCCUCCAUGGGAAAAUAGCAGCGCACACCAGAAACAAAAGUACCGGACUUUGCCUAAUCGCUACUUUUUAUCCCUUCCUAUAAAGCAACUUGCCCAUAUUGAUGGGGCCCUAGUAGCCUUAUGGGUGACAAAUAGGGAAAAAUUGCGGAACUUUGUGGAAAAUGAAUUAUUUCCGAAAUGGGGAGUCAAGCAUGCUGCCACCUUUUACUGGCUGAAGGUGAGACCUGACGGGUUGUUGGUCAGUGAACUUGAUCUAUUCCACCACAGGCCGUAUGAAUGCCUUAUUCUCGGUUUUAGUCAAGGGAAGGACAUGACCUCCGAACAGCUCCUGAGUUUGAAGUGUAUUCCUGACAAUCAAAUUUUCAUCAGUGUCCCAGGAGACUAUUCGAGGAAGCCCCCAAUCGGAGAAUUUCUACUGGAGCACGUGCUGGGAUUUAAGCCCGCCCGCUGCAUUGAAUUGUUUUCUAGAGAGAUGAUGCCCGGUUGGACAUCGUGGGGAAACGAACCCCUACACUUUCAAGAUUCGAAAUACUUUCUUCAGGCUACAGAUAACUUAUAG
This is a messenger RNA of Striga hermonthica, 1299 nucleotides long. The record is from the annotation of a GenBank genome assembly. NCBI's taxonomy places the organism in Eukaryota, Viridiplantae, Streptophyta, Magnoliopsida, Lamiales, Orobanchaceae.